Messenger RNA from Colossoma macropomum (tambaqui), 3940 nucleotides. RefSeq names its product lamin B receptor (gene lbr). The transcript has 14 exons. Bases 169 to 1977 code for a protein of 602 amino acids. NCBI's taxonomy places the organism in Eukaryota, Metazoa, Chordata, Actinopteri, Characiformes, Serrasalmidae. Gene Ontology annotation, molecular function: oxidoreductase activity, acting on the CH-CH group of donors, NAD or NADP as acceptor. The record is from RefSeq and is a predicted model, not a curated record. Gene Ontology annotation, cellular component: nuclear inner membrane. Gene Ontology annotation, biological process: sterol biosynthetic process.
CUUCGCGCCAUCACAGACGCUGGUAGGUUGCGUGUUCAGAGAGGGAGGAACGGACGCUGCGCCGGGACGGUAUUUUUUUGAAAUAUAUAUUUAUUUUUUAUGAACUUAAAGCGAGCCGACUCUGGUUUACGUACUAAACGCUUGUCUAUUUUCACCAACAGGUAAAAGAUGCCAGCUGUCAGGUUUCAGCCUGGGGAUACUGUGAUGGGCCGCUGGCCCGGCAGUAGCCUCUAUUAUGAAGUCAAAGUGCUAAGGUACGACCCCAAGACUCAGCUCUACACCGUCAUCUACAAAGACGGCACAGAGCUGGAGCUGAAAGACGGAGAUAUCAAGAGUCUGACCGGGUUCAAGCAGGGCCGCUCUCGUUCCCGCUCUCGUUCUCGCUCGCCGGGCCGUACUCGCCGAAGCCGCUCUCGUUCACCGGCCAGGUCGUCACGUCGCUCCUCAUCUCGCACCACAGAAGUGCGCAAGGAGAAACUUAAAGAGGUGCUAGAAGUGCGCCUCACUCCUGUGGCUGUGCCACUUGAGAACAAUAGCAACAAUAGGCAUGAAAAGAAAGAGGAAAAUGAUACAGCUAACAAAGUCAAUGAGAAGACUGAGGAAGAAUCAGAGAACCAGGUAGGAGCCCGUUACAACCUUCGCCGCAGGAAGGACCAGGGUGACGGCCGACCCGUAGAGCUGGAGAAAAAGGCGGAGUCAAUUUUGCAGCAGGCCACACCACGGGAAGCCAUCAAAACUACAGAGCUGGAGUUUGGAGGGAGGUUUGGUGUGUUAUUUUGGCUGCUGUUUCUGCCUGUGAUGGUACUGGCCUUGCUUAUACUCUGUGCUCAGGAGGAUGCUAGUCUACUCAACUUCCCCCUCAUGCCUCCUCCGCUUCAUUCUCUCUGGGACUGCCAGGUCUUUGGCAUUGUGCUCCUCUGGCUGCUCUUCCAGGCUGUUCUCUCUCUUCUCCCUGUCGGCAAGGUUGUUGAAGGAAUGCCUCUGAAGAACGGGACAACAUUAAAAUACAGGAUCAAUGGCUUCUAUGCGCUGAUCAUCAGUGCGAUGGCGGUUGGUGCUGCUGUGUAUAACGAAGUAGAUCUCAGCUACAUCCACGCUCAUUUCCUGCAGUUCUACACCUCUGCCCUGAUCAUCUCCGUUCUUCUCAGUACUUACCUGUUUAUCCGUUCCCGCUGGGCUGCUGUCGAUGAGCUUGCCCCUGCUGGCAAUUCUGGUUAUGUGUUUUAUGACUUCUUCAUGGGGCGUGAGCUGAACCCACGCAUCAAGAACUUUGAUAUUAAAUUCUUCUGCGAAAUGCGUCCAGGUCUGAUUGGUUGGCUUGUGAUAAACUUUGCCAUGUUACUUGCUGAGAUGAAACGCCAGAAUCUUGACACCCCCUCCCCAGCCAUGCUCCUGGUGAACGGCUUCCAGCUGCUUUGGGUUGCUGAUGGCCUUUGGCAUGAGGAGAAACUUCUAACCAUGAUGGAUAUAGUGUAUGACGGCUUUGGGUUCAUGCUGGCAUUUGGAGAUCUGGCCUGGGUUCCUUUUACUUUCACUUGCCAGGCUUACUACCUCGCCAGUCAUCCCAGUGACCUCUCCGUGUUCUGGAUUGUAGCCAUCAUCAUAAUGAAUGUUGUUGGUUAUUACAUUUUCCGGAAAGCCAACUCUCAGAAAUUUGCCUUUAGAAGAAAUCCAUCAGAUCCUGCACUGUCUCAUCUGAAAACGAUUCCGACUGCAACUGGAAAGAGUCUCAUCGUCUCUGGUCUGUGGGGUUUUGUCCGUCAUCCGAAUUACCUCGGUGACAUCAUUAUGGCUCUGGCCUGGUCCUUAUCAUGUGGUUUCAAUCACGUGAUUCCUUAUUUUUACCUCACCUACUUGAUUCUCCUGCUGGUCCAUCGCAAUGCACGAGAUGAGCGCCAGUGUAGGAAAAAGUAUGGCUUGGCGUGGGGGGAGUACUGCAAAGCAGUGCGUUACCGCAUCUUCCCUGGGAUAUACUGAGAAUUGUAAUGGACGUUUGGGGCGUGCUAAAUUUCUGGAGAAAAACCAAACAACCGAGCACAAAUUAAGCUGUUGUCAUUGAGCAGCUUGGCAGCUAUUUGAGUCCUAGAAAUGAACAAAAUAUUGUUUUUAAUUAAAGUCAUUUUCGGAGUAUCUUAAAUUAUACUUUCGUAAAACGUCAAUUUCUGAAGUUGCCCCAGUUUUAAGCUCUCCUGAAUAUGUAUAUUAAUGUACAUAAAUCUUUUUCUACUCAGUCUCCGCCAUACAUUUACAUAGCAUCAUCUCUUACAGUACCUUCUUACAUAUUUGAAGUAUUACACCAUUUGCUUUGCUUUUUUAAUUUUCAAAAAUAUUUUGCAAGAAUACAGUUUUGGUAUACUGCUUUUGUAUAUUAUGUAUGAUGGGAUAUAAAUGCUUUUUUUUUUUGUUUUUUAAUUAUUUGUAUAGUAUGAACAAGCAGUUAUGUGCUCUCUCAGGACCAGUGCUUCGUGAUAAAACAACAAAAGAAUCAACUAGAAGGUUUUGUCUUAAUUUUUGUAUAUAUUUUGAUGCAGAUUUUCAGUGUUUUUUUUAUUUUUUAUUAUUAUUACUAUUAUUUUGUUUUAAUUCAUUUUAGGCAUGGUAUGCACUAUGGGUAGACAUGUUAUCCAAAGUUUGUAAGAUUGGGCUUUGCUACCUCAGGUCUGUUGUCAGUUUCUUCUCUCCUGUUCUGGAAAAAGGUUAGUUUGGUUCUAGCUAUCCAAACACCUUUUUUCAGGUAGGAGAAUCGUUGCUAAAUCUUUCUCAAAAGAAUAAUAAGAAAUCUUUUUAUGCCCAUUUUAGCCUUGCUGGAAGGCAAACACUCCACUAUUUUAAUGAAGGCUUUAAUGUAUAUGAUACAGUUGCAUAUAAUAUAUCGCUGAUGUCGUUGCCUUUUACAUUGUAUGUAAAUUUCAUGAUGAAUUGACUAAAAGACAUAACCUAAAUGUCUGGUUCCGUUGACUUACAUUAAAAGUAAAGUAGGUUUUUUCCUUACCAUUUUGGAGGUACCAGGUUUUGAUCCGGCAGCAGCGAUAUAAUAUAUGCAUUUCCACUUCUUUAUGUACUAAAAUGUGAAGGUGUUGAAACCUUCGUAGCAGGAAAUGUAAAUUAUAUCUAACUUUAAUUAUAACCUAAAGCCACUGUCAGGGGUGUCGGAGAAAAAGAGAACUAUCUGCAGCAUGUAAUUAACCAGAAGCUCCGAGUUUUGCUUCACACGUGAUAUUGGCAGAUUUGAAUUAAGUAUUAAAAGGUAAACGACUAUAAAAUGGAUGUAAAUUGUCCCUAUUUAUAAAUCCUUUAUCAUUAAUUUAAGCAACCAGCCUCACAAAUAAGGACGUUACUGAUGCUUUAAUUUAUUUAAUUGUGUUACUUUGUAAAAAUGGGUUGAUCAAGAAACUGCAACCUUCUUUCCUAUUGUAGCAAAUCUGUAUUUUUAUAGAAUGAGCGAUUUAUCCGGUAUUUACAGCUAAGCUAAUGAUUGUCAACUUGAAGAUUGAGAUUUUCAGCCAUUUAAGUCUUCUCUGUUAAAAUGCCACUGUAGAUUAGAGAACCGCGAACUAGAGUCUAAACUAGCAAAUACAUGUUCCACCUCUGAAUGCAAUGUAUAUAUUUUAUAAUCUUUUUUUCUUAGAUGAUUUCCGGUAGAUGUAGUUUUUAUUUUUUGAUAGAUAUUUAAUGUUGCAUUUUUUUACCUUUAUGGUUAAGCCUGAAUUCCCAAUAUCAUUAUUUCAAUUAUAAUUUUAUUGUUUCUAUCUUGUAACAUUUGUCUUCCUUUUCCAUCAGCAAUUCAGCCAGCUGUUUUUGGUCAAAUGGCACGUUUUCUAAUGAAAUGGUGACAAACAAUAUUACAUAUUAGUCCUGAUUUUCUGUUUGCCUCUCCAAGUCUGUGACCUACAGAUCAGACCUUGCAUUGUACAAAAUGUUUUGCAAAAAAAAAAAUAAA